Chroicocephalus ridibundus (black-headed gull) is the source of this 2332-nucleotide messenger RNA. RefSeq names its product nudix hydrolase 17 (gene NUDT17). Gene Ontology annotation, cellular component: cytosol; peroxisome. NCBI's taxonomy places the organism in Eukaryota, Metazoa, Chordata, Aves, Charadriiformes, Laridae. The transcript is spliced from 8 exons. The record is from RefSeq and is a predicted model, not a curated record. Gene Ontology annotation, biological process: NADP+ catabolic process; NAD+ catabolic process. Gene Ontology annotation, molecular function: NADH pyrophosphatase activity. The coding region runs from base 477 to 1880 and encodes 467 amino acids.
GGGUCGUGCGGACACCCCCGUGUUCAAGGAGCGGGGUGGGGGGGGGGGGCCAUCGCGAUGCCGCCAUGGUGGCCACGGCAGUAGCCAGCGCGGUGGUGGCCAUUACACUGCCAUGGCAGUGGCCAUCGUGGUGCCAUCGCAGAGGUCAUCACGCCAGCACGGUGGCCAUUGUGAUGGCCAGCACGGUGCCAUGGUUGUGGCCAGCACAGCGGGCAGUGCAGCGCUGUGGUAGUGGCCAGCACGGUGCCAUGGCAGUGGUCAUCAUGGUGCCAGGGUGGUGGCCCUUGUGGUGCCAUGGCGGUGGCCAUGGUGGUUGCCAUCAUGGUGGCUAUGGUGGUGGCCAUCACGGGGCCAUCACAGUGCCAUGGCAGUGGCAACCAUGGUGCCAUGGCGGUGGCCAUCAUGGUGCCACGGUGGCGGCCCUUGUGGUGCCAUGAUAGUGGCCAUCACAGGGCCAUCACAGUGCCCACAGUGCCAUGGCAGUGGCAACCAUGGUGCCAUGGCAGUGGUCAUCAUGGUGCCACGGCAGUGGCCACGGUGGUUGCCAUCAUCGUGGCUAUGGCAGCAGCCAUCACGGUGGCCAUCAAAGGGCCAUCGCAGUGCCCAUCAUAGGGCCAUGGCAGUGGCAACCAUGGUGCCAUGGCAGUGGCCACGGUGGUUGCCAUCAUCGUGGCUACGGCAGCAGCCAUCAUGGUGGCCAUCAAAGGGCCAUCGCAGUGCCCAUCAUAGGGCCAUGGCAGUGGCAACCAUGGUGCCAGCGUGGUGGCCCUUGUGGUGCCACGGCAGUGGCCACGGUGGUUGUCAUCGUGGUGGCUAUGGCAGCAGCCAUGGUGGUAGCCAUCACGGUGGCAGGGUGGUGCCAUGGCGGUGGCCACGUCCUGCCGGCGCUGCCCUCUCUGUCCCCCCUGCAGAGCGUCACCGGCACCUUCUGCCCGGCGCAGGAGGACGUGGCCGUGGUGAGCUGCGGGCUGGACCGCGGCCGCUUCCUCCUCUCGGACGUGGCCUUCCCCGGCUCCACCCCCGCCCUCCUCAAGAGACCCUCCUUCUGCCCCGCCAAGCUCCUGGGGGAGCGGGAGGCCGCGGCCAUCCCGGCCGAGCUGCGGGGCCGGGGGGUGGCGGCGGGGGUGGCCGUGCUGCUGCGGGCCAGCACCGGCCACAUCCUGCUCACCCGCCGCGCCCCCACCCUCAGCAUCUUCCCCGGCCUCUGGGUGCCGCCCGGUGGGCACGUGGAGCCGGGUGAAGAGGUGAGGGGACAACGUGGGGACAAGCUGCUGGACGUGGGGCUGCGGGAGCUGGAGGAGGAGACGGGGCUGCGCCUGGAAGCGGGGACCUUCUCCUGGAGGAUGCUCGGCCUCUGGGAGGUAACGGCCCUCCCCGGGGGGGCGCUCAGCACCCCUGGGGGUACCCCUGCGGUCCCCUCCCGUACGCGAGCCCCCCUGUCCCCGCAGUCCAUCUACCCGCCCAUGCUGAGCCGGGGGCUGCCGCGCCGCCACCACAUCGUCACCUACCUGCUGCUGCUCUGCCAGGAGCCACACCAGGGGCUGGACGCCAGGAUGCGUCCCAGCGAGAGCGAGGUGAGCGCCUACGCCUGGCUGGAGCCCCCCGUCCUGGAGGCCAUCGCAGCCACGGAGGACGGAGCCGAGACUUUGAGCAACGUCCCCAGCGAGCUGCCGGCCACCGUCAGCAUCACGGAGGUGAGCGGUGGCUCCUCCAGCACCACCCAGCUCCCCACCACCACCCUCCUGAACACAGCGCCGGCCGAAGGGGAGGACGUGGAGCGGGUCAGCACCGGCACCAAGUUCGCCCUUCGGCUCUGCCUGGAGUCCCUCCGGGAGCGGGGACAGGUCCAGCCCUCGGGUGGCGUCACCCCGCUCCCGUGACCCCACAGAAGGGAAUAAAGUUCCUGCCCGCGGGGACCAGAGUCCGCGUUGGAGUUGGGGGGGGAUCUCAGGUGGUGGCGAGGGGAACAGGAAGGAAAUGGUCCAAGCGGAAUACUGUGCGCUGCUCCCCCUUCCCGACGCCGCUCUGAAUUUCGGGGGAAGGAGCUAUAAAGGUGCUUAAAAAAAAAAAAAAAAAAAAAAAAGAAAAGAGUUGCUACGUGUGGUACCUCUCGGCGAGUCGCGCCGCAGGAACCGGGAUGAGCUCGGCGGCAGGGAGCAAGCCGGUUUGGACACUCACGAAGCCGCAGGUCUGCGCUGGAAAUAUUUAAAAGGAGGAAAACAAAUUACAUUUUCUUUUAAAAAAAUACAUCGUCAAUACAACCGAGAGGGCGCCGUCGCCGGAGGGACGGGCAGGAGGCGGCAGCGUGGUCGGGGCACCCGCCGCCUCCUCC